ACCAGAAAUGAAUAAAGUUGAGCAUGAUGAUUUUAAAUCGGUGGAUUAUCAGAAACAUAAUGAUGAUUUGGAAGAAAAGGUUCCAGAUGUAGUGAAUAGUAUUCAGAAGAAUAGCAAUGAAUCAGAUGAUUCAGAAGAAGAAGAUUUACCUUCGUAUAUUAUAGAGAAAGAAGGAUAUGCUUCUACUAAAGUAUCUUAUCAAAGACGAGCUUUGUUCAGAAAAAGUGUUUCAUUGCAGUUCAGGCAAAUGGGAACAAACUUAUGCCAAUUGGUCACUCCGAUAGUAUCUCUUUUGCUGAUAAUUCUCUUAAAAAAUAUUGCUGAUGACAAUAUAUCAGAGUAUGUUAGUGCUCCAAUUUAUGAUGAUAUACCGUAUGUUUUGAAUUUUCCUAUUGCUCCAAUUGGAGAAAUGGGACUGGGAUUGACCCUUACUUCUUGUGAGCAAUGGUACAUGUAUGGAUUUGAUGAUGAUAUCGACCAAGAAAGUAGAGACUUUUUCGGACAUAACGAAGGGCUUCCUAUAUAUUCUCCUAUAUCAGAUGGGAUGCUUGAUGGAGGUAAGAACAUUCUUCAGACUGCUUGUCCAAGCUCAGAAAGAGCAACUCCAUACUUUAAGGAGAGAAAUGCAAGUGAAACAAUAAAUCAGUAUUUAUUCAGAACAUUGGAGCACCUAAAUGAACAAAACAUUGACUUCAAAGAGAGGGAUAGUGUUGUUCCCGAUUUAGACUUACUUCCUGAUGGAGCGUUUAAUAUUUCAGAAGUCAAUGAAAAGAGACUGAGAUAUAAUGUGCAGGUAGAUGAUCUGAGGUAUAUUCAAUAUCAUCGAAACAAUGGAAUCACCAAACUCGGUAUCUGGAAUGAUUUUGCAAACAGGAUAAGCUAUUUCAUAAGAACUAUUGAAGGACAAAUUUCAGCUGCUGAUUUAAUUAACAAAGCAUAUAUUUCAAAGUUGUUUCCUAAAACCACUGUUUAUACAGGAAUCCAAAUGAUGCCUUCAUCUCCAUCUUUUACUCAGGAGAUCAUGAAAAUGAUUCAUCUUCUUGGAGGUGGUCUAUUUCCCCUAUCUCUGUGCUUGUUGCUUCCUGUUUUCAUAUAUAACAUUGUCCUAGAGAAAGAACAAAAGCUAAUAGAAAUUAUGAAAAUGAACGGACUAAGGAUGUACAAUUAUUGGAUAAUUUCAUUUAUUAUUGACAUGAUUCUCUACAUAAUCACAGUCAUAAUCUUCAUAUUGUUUGGUAGAUUCGUACUUCAGCUAUCAUUCUUCUACGAAACAAGCUAUCUUGUUCUAUGAGUAUUCUUCCUAGGAUGGGGCAUAUGCCAGAUCUCGUUAGGAUUUUUCUUCUCUGUCUUCCUAAAUCAAGCUCAAACAGCGUCUAUUGUUGGAUAUUUAUUUUCUAUCUGGAUAACACUGAUUGCUAUCUCUCUGAAUAUUACCAUAUUUUCUCCUCCAAAGGAGAUGUCUUGGUGGCUUAUGUUGUAUCCUGCAUUCCCUUAUACAAGAUUCUUCUUUCUAAUUGCAGUUGCUUGUGGAGAUGAGAAAUGAGUCGGAAGUUUUAAUGAUCUGUCUACUGAAGCAAUCAGAUGUCUGUCUCUAAUGUAUGCAGAGGCGAUCAUUUUCAUGCUAGCUGCUCUAUACCUCCAUCAAGUUGUCCCACAGACAUAUGGAGUUCCAAAGCAUCCGCUAUUCCUAUGUAGAGCUAUGAAAUGCAAGAAGAAAGUUCAUAUAGAAGAAGAAUUUAGAAGAUCUGUUCACGAAGAAGAGAAUUCUCAAAGUGAUCACCCAGAAGAACUAGUCAAUGAAGAUGAGGACUCUAAGAAAGAGAGAGAGGAGGUUUAUAACUUAGAUAAAGACAGUUAUCACAAAUAUCCAUUGAUAAUUAAAGAUAUUAGAAAAGUGUACCCAGCAUCUAAUGGGAGACCUCCCAAAGUUGCAACAAAGAAAUUCUGUCUCAGGAUCAAAAAAGGAGAAGUCUUUGGCCUUCUUGGUCCAAAUGGGGCUGGAAAGACGACUCUUAUUUCUAUCCUGACUGGGCUUUAUAGGCCCGAUUCUGGAAAUGCAUGGGUAGCUGGGUUUAAUAUCAGGAAUGAUCUUGAGCAAAUCCAGCUCCAAAUGGGUGUUUGACCCCAAUUCGAUAUUCUCUGGUCAGAUUUGACUGUACAAGAACACUUACUAUUUUAUGCAAGACUCAAAGGAAUUCCUCCAAAAGAAGAAUCAGAGAAGGUCGAAGAAGCCAUGCAAGGAGUUCUUCUAGAAAAAUUUGCUAAGUUCAAAGUUAGCCAACUAUCAGGAGGAAUGAAGAGAAGACUAUCUGUAGCAAUUAGUCUUGUUGGCGAUCCCAAAAUUGUCUACUUAGAUGAACCAUCAACCGGACUUGAUCCAGAAAACAGAAGACAAUUAUGGGAUAUACUCAGUGAAAUUAAGACAUCUAAAGCCCUUAUGAUAACAACCCAUUCUAUGGAAGAAGCAGAUGUGCUUUGCCAGCGUAUAGGUAUUGUUACUGAAGGUGUGUUGAGGUGUAUUGGGCCUCAAAUCAAGCUCAAGACGGAGUAUAAUUUAUACAUCAACUGCCAUAACGAAGAAGACCUUAUUGCUCAAAAAGAUCAAGAACUAUCUGGGCCUCUGGACCAAAACUUGUAUAAUACUAGAGAGGAGAGUAAGACUGGAGGCUUCAUUCAGCCUUCUUCUAAUCUUAUGAAAACUCAUGAUACGGUUACCAAAUUUUCCGACCUCACCUUUUCCACUGUUAAAACGUUUAUCUUCAAAUUAUUACCAAAUGUCUCCCUUCUGCAAGAGUUCAAUGGGAACUUCAUCUUCCAGAUUCCUAUAGAAGGGUUUGAUGCAAUCAAGCUCUUUUCUGAGAUGGAGAAGAAUAAGAGAUCUCUUCAAAUUUCAGAUUGGGGCAUAUCCCAAUGUUCAUUAGAAGAUGUCUUCACUAGAAUCUGCGAUCCUAAAGAAGAGCAGAAAUCAUAAAUAUUUAUAUACAAUCUUAUAUA
Messenger RNA from Moneuplotes crassus, 2994 nucleotides. Lineage: Eukaryota; Ciliophora; Spirotrichea; Euplotida; Euplotidae. The record is from the annotation of a GenBank genome assembly.